Messenger RNA from Camponotus floridanus (Florida carpenter ant), 12173 nucleotides. It is a transcript of the gene uif, whose product is annotated as sushi, von Willebrand factor type A, EGF and pentraxin domain-containing protein 1. Gene Ontology annotation, biological process: Notch signaling pathway. Bases 336 to 11030 code for a protein of 3564 amino acids. NCBI's taxonomy places the organism in Eukaryota, Metazoa, Arthropoda, Insecta, Hymenoptera, Formicidae. The transcript is spliced from 37 exons. The record is from RefSeq and is a predicted model, not a curated record. Gene Ontology annotation, molecular function: calcium ion binding; Notch binding.
UCAGUCUCGUAGCGGCGGGCCGGAGGGAAGGAGCUACGUGACCCUGAGAGGACAGUUGUCGGAUUUUUGCUUCGUGUUCUCUGCACCGCUCUGUUCUUUCUCUCGUUAUUUUUUAUCACGGAUUUAUUCGAUGCGAAACGGCGCUAUCUUCCUUCGCAUCAUCUUCCGGCCUCGCGAACGCACAUCGUUAUCGGCGGCUCGCCCACGCGUGUGAGUUCCGUUCCGUUCUGUGUAGUGAAUCAAUCGUCGGCGGAUUUUCGUAGACGGACCCUCAGUGGUGUACAUGUACCCCGGGACUAGAAUUUCACCGUAGAACGUAGGAGAAACGAACAAAUAUGCUGAUAAGAGAAUUGGCGGCCGUUUGGGUCGCCGUCCUCUUGUGCCAUCUUCAGCUAACGGAGUCUCAGGUUCCUACUGCAAAUGUCUUCACCUGUCCAAAUGGAUGGGAAUUGCGAGGCAUACACUGUUAUAAAUUCUUCAACAUCAGGCAUUCCUGGGAAAAAGCGGCGGAAUUAUGCAGGAGAUACGGAAGCGACCUGAUGGUGGUCGAGUCGUACAGCGAGAACAACAUGUCGGCGAGCAUGAUCGGCCGGCAUUUGGAUCAUUACUGGCUAGGUCUCGCUUCGCUCGACGAUUUACGGACCAACACACUCGAAUCAGCCGCGGGAAUGCUCGUCUCCCAAUACGCCGGUUUCUGGGCACCGAAGCAACCGAAUCCACACUCGGGCGAAUGCGUGGACGCCGCCUUGACGGACGACAGACAAACGUGGGAAUUGACCACGUGCGAGUCACUUCUUCCUUUCAUGUGUCGUGCCAAUGCCUGUCCUUCCGGUUCGUUCCACUGCUCGAACGGCAAGUGCAUCAAUGCGGCGUUCAAGUGCGACAAGCAAGACGACUGCGGCGAUUAUUCCGACGAGCUGGAUUGUUCGGCUAAUUGUCAAUAUUACAUGGCGAGCAGCGGUGACGUCGUGGAGAGUCCGAAUUACCCGCAUAAAUAUGCACCCCUCAGCAAUUGCAAGUGGACGCUCGAAGGCCCUCAAGGACACAACAUUCUUCUGCAGUUCCAAGAAUUCGAGACCGAGAAGAGCUUCGAUAUAGUACAGAUCCUCGUAGGCGGUAGAACCGAGGAGAAGUCCGUAAAUUUGGCGACUCUUUCCGGCAAACAGGAACUCAGUAACAAACUCUUCGUCUCGGCCUCGAACUUUAUGAUUAUCAAGUUUAGCACCGACGCUUCGGUGGAGAGGAAGGGCUUCCGGGCUUCCUGGAAAACCGAGCCCCAGACUUGCGGCGGAAUUCUAAGGGCGACGCCGCAAGGACAGGUGCUCACUUCUCCAGGAUAUCCGCAGAAUUAUCCUGGAGGACUCGAGUGCCUGUACAUCUUGCAGGCUCAGCCAGGACGAAUAAUGUCCGUGGAGAUCGAGGACUUGGAUCUCGAGAUGAAUCGGGAUUAUAUUCUUGUCAGAGACGGAGAUUCGCCCAUGAGCCGACCAAUCGCGCGCCUCACAGGAAAAUCAGAGGACAAUCCGACGGUGAUCAUGUCCACCGGAAGCAACUUGUAUUUGUAUUUUAAAACGAGUCUCGGCGAUUCUAGGCGUGGGUUUAGCAUUCGCUUCACGCAAGGCUGCAAGGCUACGAUUAUCGCGAGAAACGGCACGGUUCAGUCGCCUUCUUACGGCCUCAACGAUUAUCCUAACAAUCAGGAAUGUUUGUACAGAAUAAAAAAUCCGGAUAGAGGACCGUUGUCUCUGAAAUUCCUCAGUUUCGACGUUCACAAGACUGAUUACGUGCAGAUAUACGAUGGUUCCAACACGAACGGUCUACGCUUACAUUCCGGAAACGGUUUCACCUCUAACAUUCGACCCAAGAUCACGCUCACUGCGGAAAGCGGAGAAAUGCUCGUCAGAUUCGCCUCCGAUGCUUUGCACAGCAGCACCGGGUGGCAAGCUGAAUUUUCUGCCGACUGUCCGCCAUUGCAACCCGGCGAGGGAGCUCUAGCAUCGAGUCGGGACACAGCUUUCGGUACGAUAGUUACAUUCUCCUGUCCGUUAGGACAAGAAUUCGCCACAGGAAAAUCGAAGAUAUCCACGGAAUGUCUCCCCGGAGGAAACUGGUCCGUUACGUAUAUUCCCAAGUGUCAGGAAGUAUACUGCGGUCCCGUACCUCAAAUCGACAAUGGUUUCUCAAUUGGCUCUUCGAAUGUUACUUAUCGCGGACUGGCGACCUAUCAAUGUUACGCGGGAUUCGCGUUUCCUUCCGGACGGCCAACGGAAAAGAUCUCAUGCCUGGCGGACGGAAGAUGGGAAAAGAAGCCCUCGUGUUUAGCAUCUCAAUGCGCUACGUUGCCGGAGGCUCCUCAUUCUAACAUAACUAUCUUGAACGGAGGUGGUCGAAGUUAUGGCACGAUUGUUAGAUUCGAGUGCGAACCCGGUUAUGUACGAAGCGGACAUCCCGUCAUCCUUUGCAUGAGCAACGGUACCUGGUCCGACGAAGUGCCAACAUGUUCACGUGCUAGAUGUCCGUUGCUGCCGAUAAUUAAAAACGGAUUUGUCGUCGAUAUUAACAGAGAUUACUUUUUCGGCGAUGAAGCCAGGGUGCAGUGCAAUAGAGGUUACAAGCUAACUGGAUCAAAUAUCAUACAAUGCGGACCCUAUCAACGAUUCGAUAACGUGCCGACUUGCGAAGACAUAAACGAAUGCGCAUCGAGCCAAUGCGACCUGGCGUCCACGGAGUGCAUAAACAAUCCAGGUGCAUUUACUUGCAAGUGCAAGCCGGGCUUUGCACCGACCAUGGAGUGUCGACCUAUCGGCGAUCUCGGGCUCAUCAACGGCGGCAUUCCCGACGAAUCGAUCACGGUUUCGAACUCGGAAAAUGGAUACACAAAAACCGGAAUUCGUUUAAACAACGGCGACGGCUGGUGCGGCAACAACAUCGAGCCUGGCACGAACUGGGUGAUGAUCGACAUGAAGGCACCGACGAUUAUUCGCGGCUUCCGCACGCAAGUCGUGGCCAGGUUGGACGGAAACAUCGCGUACGCUGCAGCUGUGCGGAUUCAAUACACGAACGAUCUGACGGACAUCUUCAAGGAUUACACCAACCCGGAUGGCACACCAGUGGAAUUUAGAGUUUCAGAAGCGACGCUCUCCGUUCUGAACUUGCCUCUACCGAUCGAGACGCGCUACAUAAAAUUCAAGAUACUGCAAUACAUCGGCGCACCAUGCAUGAAGCUAGAGAUAAUGGGCUGUACGAGGCUGGAAUGUGCCGAUAUCAAUGAAUGCGCGAUGAAGAACGGCGGCUGUCAUCAGAAGUGUAUCAACAGCCCUGGCAGCUACUCUUGCAUGUGCAACACUGGUUUCGAAUUAUACAAGGGCAACGGCACGGCUGGAUUCGAUCUGGAGAAAUCGGAGACCGGCGAAAGGGAUGGCGAUUUGUAUCAGAGAAACAAGACGUGCGUCCCGGUGAUGUGUCCUCCAUUAACGUCACCAGAAAAUGGAAAAUUACUCUCGACCAAGGAGCAGCAUCAUUUUAGCGAUCUCGUCAGAUUCCAGUGUAAUUUUGGUUAUGUAUUAUCAGGACCUUCGGCUCUAAUUUGUACUUCUUCCGGAGUCUGGAACGGAACUAUUCCCGAAUGUCAAUAUGCAAAAUGCGUGUCGCUACCGGACGACAAAAACGAGGGUCUUUCCGUGAUCCGAAACGACGAGGCUAGUGUAUUAGUGCCUUUCAAACAGAACGUCACACUCAAGUGCGGCAGCAACGGCCGCUAUUUGCGCAACACCGUGUCUUCUGCUUUUCGACAGUGCGUGUACGACCCUAAACCUGGCUUACCUGAUUACUGGCUGUCGGGCUUGCAACCGGCUUGUCCUCGAGUGGAUUGCGGCAAACCUCUUCCCACGCCUGGCGCCGAAUAUGGCCAGUACCUCGAUUCCAGAUACCAAUCGUCUUUCUUCUUCGGCUGUCAGGAUACUUUCAAGUUGGCCGGUCAGACCAAUCGCAAUGAUAACGUCGUGCGUUGCCAAGCAAACGGCGUCUGGGACUUUGGAAAUUUACGAUGCGAGGGUCCCGUCUGCGAAGACCCUGGCAGACCAAGCGACGGCUAUCAAGUAGCUCGAAGUUACGAGCAAGGCUCCGAAGUGCAGUUCGGCUGCAGCAGACCUGGCUACAUCCUCAUCAAUCCGCGACCGAUAGUCUGCAUCCGCGAGCCCGAAUGCAAGGUCAUCAAGCCGCUCGGUCUCGCUUCCGGGCGAAUCCCAGACUCGGCGAUAAACGCUACUUCCGAACGACCCAACUACGAGCCUAGAAACGUCCGGCUAAAUUCCGUGACCGGCUGGUGCGGCAAACCAGAGGCCUUCGCCUACAUCACCGUCGACCUCGGUCGCGUCUAUCGAGUGAAGGCGAUUCUCGUGAAAGGCGUCGUCACCAACGACAUUGUUGGCAGACCUACGGAAAUUCGAUUCUUCUACAAGCAACUAGAGAGCGAGAAUUAUGUCGUAUAUUACCCGAAUUUCACUCUAACCAUGCGCGAUCCAGGAAAUUACGGCGAGCUGGCGAUGAUCACUCUGCCAAAAUAUGAGCAGGCUCGUUUCAUUAUCCUCGGUAUCGUCAGCUACAUGGAUAACCCCUGUCUGAAGUUUGAGUUGAUGGGAUGUGACGAACCGGUGGUCGAGCCGUUGUUGGGUUACGAUUACGGAUUCUCGCCGUGUGUGGACAACGAACCGCCAGUAUUCCAGAAUUGUCCGCAGCAACCCAUAGUCGUGCAAAAGGGAGCCGAUGGGGAAUUGCUUCCGGUGAAUUUCACAGUUCCAACGGCCAUUGACAACAGCGGAAGCAUCGCUCGACUGGAAGUAAAGCCGCAGAGUUUCAGAACGCCCAUUCGGAUCUUUGAGGACACAGUCGUAAAAUACGUGGCCUUCGAUUACGACGGCAAUGUCGCCAUCUGCGAAAUUAACAUUACCGUGCCCGAUAUAACUCCACCGAAACUGAGCUGUCCCCAAAGCUAUGUCAUCGAACUGGUCGAUCGACAAGAAAGUUAUUCCAUCAAUUUCAACGAAACACGAAGACGUAUCAAUGCCACGGACGCAUCCGGUCCCGUGAAGAUUACUUUUGUGCCAGAACGUGCAAUGAUUCGAGUCGGUAGCUUUGAAAACGUCACGGUAUAUGCAACGGACUUGAGCGGCAAUCGAGCAACUUGUCACUUUCAAGUUUCGGUUCAGGCAACGCCCUGCGUUGAUUGGGAAUUAAAACCGCCGGCUAACGGCGGCCUAAAAUGUGUCCCUGGAAAUAAGGGAUUGCAAUGUGUAGCAAACUGCAAAGCUGGAUACAGAUUCACGGAUGGUUUACCAGAAAAGAAGUUUGGAUGCGACGUUAACAAACGGUGGACGCCCUCGUCGGUGGUUCCCGACUGCGUUUCCGAAAACACGCAACAAGCUGAUUAUCAUGUGAUAGCCUCUAUAACUUAUCGUGCGAAUGGCGCUGUUUCUCGAUCCUGUUUGCCGCAGUAUCAGGAUCUCAUGGCUGAAUCUUAUACGAAAAUCAAUAAUAUUUUAACUCAACGUUGCUCUGGUUUGAAUGUGAAUAUGAAUGUGUCUUUCAUCAAAUCAAUGCCUUCCUUGCUCGAAGAGAAUCUUCUCAAGGUGGACUUUGUGUUGGUAAUCGUGCCGGCAAUAAGUCAAACGCAAUUAUACGAGCACUGCGGCGGCACAUUGAUUCUGAUCUUCGAUUUAUCGGCCCCGUAUGCGACUGCAGUUAUCGAGUCUUUAUUAAACGUCUCAUCGAUCAGCAAUCAAUGUCCGCCUCUUCGUGCUCUCAAAUCAUCCAGCAGCAAAGGUUUCACGUGCAACGUCGGUGAAGUAUUAAACAUGGAUACCAAGGACGUUCCUCGUUGUCUGCACUGUCCGGCCGGAACUUUCGCCGGUGAGAAUCAGAAGCAGUGCACCCUCUGUCCGAAGGGCUUCUAUCAGAACAGCGACCGUCAAGGAUCUUGCUUGCGCUGUCCAUUCGGUACUUACACGAAGGAAGAAGGUUCUAAAAGCAUAGACGAUUGCAUACCGGUCUGCGGUUACGGCACGUACUCGCCAUCCGGUCUGGUGCCUUGUCUGGAGUGUCCUAGAAACAGCUACACCGGCGAGCCGCCGAUAGGCGGCUACAAGGAUUGCCAGACUUGUCCGGCCGGCACAUUUACCUACCAACCGGCCGCCCCUGGCCGCGAUCGUUGCCGUCCCAAAUGUUCUCCGGGCAUGUACUCGGACACGGGACUAUCUCCGUGCGCUCAGUGUCCUAAGAAUUUCUUCCAGCCUCAGCAUGGCGCGAUCACCUGCAUCGAGUGUCCGACGAACAUGUACACGGACGGACCCGGCUCGCUGGGUCGCGAGGAAUGCAAACUUGUCCAGUGCACCGACAAUGUAUGUCAACACGGUGGUCUCUGCGUGCCAAUGGGACAUGGCGUGCACUGUUACUGCCCGGCUGGCUUCUCCGGGAGACGUUGCGAGAUUGACAUUGACGAGUGCGCGUCUCAGCCGUGUUACAACGGUGCUACUUGCAUCGAUCUACCGCAAGGCUACAGGUGCCAAUGCGCUAAUGGCUAUUUCGGUAUUAAUUGUCAGGAGGAGAAAUCGGAUUGUACCAAUGACACGUGCCCGGAGAGAGCCAUGUGCAAGGACGAACCUGGAUUUAACAAUUAUACUUGUCUCUGUCGGUCUGGAUACACCGGAGUCGAUUGCGACAUCACUAUAAAUCCAUGUACAGCGAGCGGAAAUCCUUGCAACAACGGUGCGACAUGCGUGGCCCUUCAACAAGGCCGCUACAAGUGCGAUUGCUUGCCAGGAUGGGAAGGUCAGAGCUGCGAAAUCAACACCGACGAUUGUGCCGAACGACCUUGUCUGCUCGGCGCCAACUGCACUGAUUUGAUCGCCGACUUCUCCUGCGAUUGUCCGCCCGGAUUCACCGGCAAACGCUGCCAUGAGAAGAUCGACUUGUGCUCGGGCAAUCCCUGUCUCAACGGAAUCUGCGUGGACAAGCUCUUCAGUCAUGAAUGCAUCUGCCAUACGGGAUGGACCGGCGCAGCUUGCGAGACCAACAUCAAUGAGUGCGCCUCGAAGCCGUGCAGAAAUAACGGCCAAUGCAUCGACCAGAUUGGCGAUUAUACCUGCACCUGCGAGCCCGGUUACACCGGCAAGCAGUGCCAGCAUACGAUCGAUGACUGCGCAUCUGAUCCUUGCCAGAACGGCGCCACGUGCUUGGAUCAGCUGGAGGGAUUCGUCUGCAAAUGUAGACCCGGCUACGUCGGGCUGCAAUGCGAGGCGGAGAUCGAUGAGUGCCUCAGCGACCCUUGCAGUCCGGUUGGUACCGAUCGCUGCGUGGAUCUCGACAACACCUUCGUCUGUCAUUGCCGCGAAGGCUAUACCGGCGCGUCGUGCGAGAUCGACAUUGACGACUGCGAGUCCGAUCCGUGCCUGAACAAUGCGAUGUGCGUAGACGAGGUUGGCGGCUUCAAGUGCGUGUGUCCGGAGGGAUGGACCGGGACUUAUUGUCAGAUAGACGUCGGCAUGUGCCAGAAUCGACCGUGCCAGAACGAUGCCGCAUGCGUAGACUUGUUCAUGGACUACUUUUGCGUCUGUCCAUCCGGUACCGACGGCAAGCAAUGCGAAACGGCACCGGAACGUUGCAUCGGAAAUCCGUGCAUGCAUCAUGGUCGCUGUCAAGAUUUUGGUUCGGGUUUAAAUUGUACCUGUCCGGAUGAUUACACGGGUAUCGGCUGUCAGUACGAAUACGAUGCCUGUCAGGCCGGGGCUUGCAAAAACGGAGCGACAUGCAUCGACGAGGGAUCCGGAUUCACUUGCGUAUGUCCUCCAGGAUAUACAGGUCACACUUGCGAGGAGGACAUCAUCGACUGCAAAGAGAAUUCUUGCCCGCCGUCGGCGACCUGUAUCGAUCUCACCGGCAAAUUCUUCUGCCAAUGUCCGUUUAAUUUAACUGGCGAUGAUUGCAGAAAAUCCAUUCAAGUCGAUUACGACUUGUACUUUAGCGAUCCGGGACGAAGCAGUGCUUCGCAAAUUAUUCCAUUUUUCACCGGUUCUACGAAAAGCCUGACUGUCGCUAUGUGGGUGCAAUUUACGCAGAGAGAUGAAGCUGGAAUUUUCUUCACUCUUUAUAGCGUCAGCUCGCCACACGUUCCAACAAACCGCAAGCUUAUGAUGCAAGCACACAGUAAUGGAGUUCAGAUAUCCCUUUUCCACGACUUGCAAGACGUAUAUCUGCCAUUCAGAGAAUACGCGACUAUAAAUGAUGGACAAUGGCAUCACGUCGCAGUUGUAUGGAACGGAGAAAAUGGGGGAGAACUCACUCUAAUCACGGAGGGCCUCAUCGCUAGCAAGACCGAGGGUUACGGUAGCGGCAGAUCACUUCCAGCGUACGCAUGGGCCGUGCUAGGUAAACCACAAAGCGAAAACAUAAAAGGCUACACGGAAUCGGGCUUCCAAGGGCACCUGACCAAGGUGCAAGUCUGGGGCCGCGCGUUGCACGUGACGAAUGAAAUUCAGAAACAAGUGCGCGAUUGCCGCACGGAGCCGGUUCUCUAUCAGGGUCUGGUACUGACAUGGGCAGGAUACGACGAGACCGUAGGUGGGGUCGAGAGAAUCGUGCCGUCACAUUGCGGGCAGCGAGUGUGUCCACCUGGUUACGGUGGCAACAGAUGCCAGCAACUCGAGGCCGACAAGAUUCCGCCCAAGGUGGAGCACUGUCCGGGCGAUCUCUGGGUUAUCGCGAGAAACGGAUCGUCCAUCGUCACCUGGGACGAACCGCGUUUCAGCGACAACGUCGGCGUCACGAAGAUACAGGAGAAGAACGGACACCGAUCUGGACAGACUCUGAUGUGGGGCACCUACGAUAUUAGUUAUGUGGCUUACGAUCAGACUGGAAACUCAGCCAGCUGCAAUUUCAAGGUUUACGUAUUAUCGGAAUUCUGUCCAAUGCUGGACGAUCCCAUCGGUGGCACGCAGCAGUGCAAAGACUGGGGCUCGGGAGGUCAAUUCAAAGUCUGUGAAAUUUCUUGUAACACCGGACUUCGGUUUUCGCAGGAGGUUCCCAAGUUUUACACAUGCGGUGCGGAAGGCUUUUGGAGGCCCACCAAUGAUCCUAGUCUACCUCUCGUAUAUCCGGCUUGUACAAGCUCUACGUCAGCGCAAAGAGUCUUCAAAAUUAAGAUGAACUUCCCAACAUCGGUGCUCUGUAACGAGGCCGGUCAGGGUGUGCUCAAGCAGAAGGUUCGAAAUGCUGUGAAUUCACUAAACAGAGACUGGAACUUCUGUUCGUACUCUUAUGAAGGAACUCGCGAGUGCAAAGACCUUAAUAUCGAUGUGCAAUGCGAUCAUCGCGUACGGACGACAAGAGAAACGAGCGAAGAAGAUGGCGGAACGUACGUUGUUUCCGCCAUUGUGCCCGCAGAACCAACGAGACAGGGUCGCCAAGGCAGUGACACUUACGAGGUGGAGAUCUCGUUCCCAGCGAUAAACGAUCCGAUCCUGAACGCCAACUCGAACGAGCGCUCGACCGUGCAAAUGUUGCUCGAGAAACUGAUUCUAGAAGAGGAUCAAUUCGAUGUUCACGAUAUUCUGCCCAACACUGUGCCGGAUCCUGCGUCUCUCAUCCUGGAAUCCGAUUAUGCCUGCCCGAUAGGACAAGUUGUCAUGGCGCCGGAUUGCGUACCAUGCGCGGUGGGCACUUAUUAUGACGAAGAAACGAUGCAGUGCGUGUCCUGCCCGAUGGGCACUUAUCAGAGCGAGUCCGGGCAGUUGAAAUGCAACUCCUGCCCGAUAAUCGCCGGUCGUCCCAGCGUGACGAUGGGUCCUGGCGCUCGUAGCGCGGCUGAUUGCAAGGAGCGAUGUCCUGCCGGCAAGUACUACGACGACGUGGUCGGUCUCUGUCGCAACUGCGGUCACGGGUUCUACCAGCCGAACGAGGGCAGCUUCUCGUGCCUGCUGUGCGGUCUUGGGAAGACCACGAGGACCGCCGAGGCGGUGUCCCGCGAGGAAUGUCGGGACGAGUGCGGAUCCGGACAGCAGUUGGCCGUCGAGGGAAAAUGCGAGCCCUGCCCGCGUGGCACCUAUCGCACACAGGGAGUGCAAGCGUCCUGUCAACCUUGCCCUCUCGGUAGAACGACUCCGAACAUGGGAUCUGCCGCGAUCGAAGAAUGCUCGCUUCCCGUCUGCGAGCCCGGAACUUACCUCAACGGAAGCCUCAACGAUUGCAUAGAGUGCAAGAAGGGAACGUAUCAGUCGGAACCACAGCAAACCUUCUGCAUCCCUUGCCCGCCCAACACCAGCACCAAAGGAUCCGCUGCUACGAAAAAAUCAGACUGCACGAACCCGUGCGAGACGAGCAGCGCGGAGAUGCAAUGUGACGCAAACGCGUAUUGUCUACUUAUACCUGAAACGAGCGACUUCAAAUGCGAGUGCAAGCCCGGAUACAAUGGCACCGGAACCGUCUGUACGGACGUUUGUCUUGGCUACUGCGAUAACGAGGGUGUCUGUCUGAAGGACUCGCGCGGACAACCCUCGUGCAGAUGCAGCGGCAGCUUCACUGGCAGACAUUGCACCGAGAAAUCUGAAUUCUUCUACAUCACCGGCGGCAUCGCGGGAGGCGUUAUUCUGAUAAUCAUCGUGGUGCUGCUCGUCUGGAUGAUUUGCGUCAGAGCGUCCAGGAAGAAGGAACCGAAGAAGAUGCUCACCCCAGCGACCGACCAGAAUGGUUCUCAGGUAAACUUCUAUUAUGGUGCGCCCACACCGUACGCCGAGUCGAUAGCGCCGUCACAUCACAGCACAUAUGCUCAUUAUUACGACGACGAGGAGGAUGGAUGGGAGAUGCCCAACUUCUAUAACGAGACUUAUAUGAAAGAGAGUCUGCACAACGGCAAGAUGAAUAGUCUCGCCCGAUCGAACGCCAGUAUUUACGGCACGAAAGACGAUCUUUACGACAGACUGAAGCGUCAUGCGUAUACCGGUAAAAAAGAUAAGAGCGACAGCGACAGCGAAGGCCAGUGACCGGGUAGAACCGAAUGACUUUCAUGCCAACGUAGAGUACGAAAAUGCGAGAGAUAUCGGUGUAAUCGGACGAAGCGACGACGGUAUCUCAUCCUUCGUGCGACGUCGCCGUCGUUGCUCCAACCCGAUCGACGGAUCGUGUUAUUUAUUACAUACUCCUCGAUAAGACGGCGCCGAGAUCCGCGGUCGUCUAGAUCGGGCGACCGGACGUGACGAGAGAGGAGAGAGAGAAAGAGAGAAAGAGAGAGAGGGAGGCUCGAUCGGAGCCGCGGAAUCUCGGAAUCAAGCCGUCGAUCCGCAAGAGACGCGCGUCCGGCGACCGACGCAAGAGUCCUGGAACGACGAUCGGCAGAUCGUGCCCCGAUCGUCGCUUCGGCACGCGUUUACUCGAAAAGCCAGAAGUCCGAGGCGCGUAAAAUAAAUAAAAUAAAAAAACGAAACAAAUGGGACCCGUCCGUCCUUCGUGAAGUGAAAUUCGAUGCGUGUUCAAUGAUUAUAAAGAGACUUAUGCGCGAGGUUGUAAUUUUUUUGUAAUUUAAUAGACAUAUGUGCGUUAAGGACCAUCACCAUCACCAUCAUCCCCGUUCCUUCCCCCCCCCCUUUUUUAUUAACCCGUACGAUUAACGGUGCGUACGUGAGAGAAACUGUGUGUGCUUGUAUAUGUUAAUAUAACUAUAUACGUGCGUGGAUUUAUAUUUUGUUGCUCGAAAGAGGUAUACGCAUCAUCGUUGUAAUAUAAUAAAUGCACGAACGCGGACGAGAGAGGGAGGGUUGAGAGUUUGGCGAGAUUUCAAAUUUCAUUUCAGCGAGUGCGAGGGAAUCAGGGGUGGAGAGAAAAGGAGAGGUCUCGCCUGAAAAUGACGCCUGCGACGUGAGAAGAUUUGAUUCGCGAUGAUUGAAGAAAGUUUGGGAACUUUUACAGUGUACUCUCUCACGCGACGAUAAUCUCCUUGUAAAAACGGGAAUGUAAAGAAAGCCGCCAGACGUACGCAAACGAUGAACUCUGUUUUGCGUUGUCUGCGCGGCGAGUGUGCACCGAACCACGCUGUUUUCUCAUUUAUGUUGUAAAAACUUUAACAAAUAGUUGUUUUUUAUUAAUAAAAUGUAUUUCAAAUAAAAUGUUGCCCUAUUCCCAUUUUAUUC